Molecule: messenger RNA, 1422 nt
Organism: Aspergillus viridinutans
Lineage: Eukaryota; Fungi; Ascomycota; Eurotiomycetes; Eurotiales; Aspergillaceae
Product: putative phthalate transporter
Exons: 7
Coding region: 1-1422 (473 amino acids)
Biological process (GO): transmembrane transport
Cellular component (GO): membrane
Molecular function (GO): transmembrane transporter activity
Source: RefSeq, a predicted model, not a curated record
AUGUCUCCUUUUACCAGCGAGAAGCCUGGCAGUGUGGAAAAUGUCGAAGAUGUCGGCCAGCGCGCUCUCGACAACAUUGACUAUGACGAGGAAUACUCGUACGAAGAGCAGCGCAAGAUCAUCCAUCGCAUUGACCGGCGGCUGGUCACCAUGGCGGGUCUUGCAUACUGCAUCUCGCUGAUGGACAGGACGAAUCUCAGUAUGGCUGCUGUGGCGGGUAUGAUCAAGGAGUUGGGAUUGCGUGUCGGAACGAGAUAUUCCGUCAUUGUGCUUAUGUUCUUCGUCCCCUAUGUCAUCUUCCAACCCGCCAUGACGAUUAUCACGAGAAAACUGGGCCCUACAUUCUUUCUGGGGUCUAUUGUCAUUUCAUGGGGCGUAAUCUUGAUUGUAUGUUUCCCUAGUCAAGUCGAGGGUCAUCAGCCUAAUCGCGAGACAGGGAAUGGGCUUCACGAAAGAUUGGAAGCAAAUGGUUACGACGUCCAAAAGCGCUUCUCGGUGUUCUAUCUUAUUGGAUGCGUUGCCUCGGCCCUGGCGGGUAUUCUCGCUUUCGGCUUGUCUCAAAUGUCUGGUAUCCAGGGCCUGGGAGGCUGGAGAUGGAUCUUCAUCAUGGAGGGAGUGAUCACCGGAGUUAUUGGAGUCUUGACCCUGCUCCUGCUCGUCGACUUUCCCGAUCGCGCACACAAAUCCUGGCGAUUCCUCAGCGAAAAGGAGUGCGCCUUUAUCGUCCGGCGCAUCAACCGGGACCGGUCCGAUGCUGAUAAUGAGCCCUUCACUCUAAGACGCUUCCUCACCCCCGCGCUCGACUUCAAGAUUUGGGGCUUCGCAAUGAUUUUCCUCUGCACAACCACCGUCACCUACGCCAUCGCAUACUUCCUGCCCAUCAUCCUCCAGGAAGGCAUGGGCUACAGCGUCGGCGCCUCGCAAUGCCUCGUCGCACCCCCCUUCGUCUUCGCCGGCAUCGUCAUGUUCGCCUCCGCCUGGGUCGGCGACAAGUACCGCGUGCGAGGCGUGCUCGUCGUCUUCAACUCCAUCCUGUGCCUCACCGGCCUGCCCAUCCUGGGCUUCCACUCGAACAACGCCGUCCGCUACUUCGGCGUCUUCCUCGCCACCGCCGGCGCCAACUCCAACAUCCCCGCCAUCAUGGCCUACCAGGCCAACAAUGUCCGCGGCCAGUGGACCCGAGCGCUCUCCAGCGCGACGCUGGUUGGAUUUGGUGGGAUUGGCGGCAUCAUCAGCAGUCUGGCCUUCCGGUCCCAGGAUGCGCCGGGAUAUCGGCCGGGCAUUUUGACGACUAUCGGAUGCAACAUUCUGAUUCUGAUCAUCGUGGCGGCUAUGAGUGUGUGGUUCCGCAUCUGCAAUAAGCAGGCGGAUCGGGGGCAGCGGAUUAUCGAGGGGUCGGCUGACUUUCGGUAUACGAUCUAA